Dromaius novaehollandiae (emu) is the source of this 13008-nucleotide messenger RNA. RefSeq names its product MET proto-oncogene, receptor tyrosine kinase (gene MET). The record is from RefSeq and is a predicted model, not a curated record. Gene Ontology annotation, biological process: regulation of cell migration; semaphorin-plexin signaling pathway involved in axon guidance; protein phosphorylation. Gene Ontology annotation, molecular function: ATP binding; transmembrane receptor protein tyrosine kinase activity; semaphorin receptor activity. Bases 6665 to 10846 code for a protein of 1393 amino acids. Lineage: Eukaryota; Metazoa; Chordata; Aves; Casuariiformes; Dromaiidae. The transcript has 22 exons. Gene Ontology annotation, cellular component: plasma membrane; semaphorin receptor complex.
UCUGUUUUAACCUUGUAUUUUGCAGCCAGGAUGCAGACAAACUCAGUUGAAAGCUGAUAUCUGCCAGUACUUUCUUUCCCAUGAUUUCCCUGGAGGGAUAAACAGAUUCUCCCCAAAUUGACUGAGAAAACACAAAGGGCUAGGUAUUGUGCAACCAGAUAGAUGCAACAAAUUGUACAAAGAACAAACAGUUAUGCACAUAUGGGCAUGCAGUUCACACCCAGCUUGCAUUAAUUUGUGUUCUCAGACCUGGCUGACUAUCUCUAGGGCUAACUUUCAAAUGAAAACAUAUUGUAACAGAAACCUGUAUAAUCCCAAGAUAUGAAACAUGUUAUAUUAGGGAAAGUUUGUUGGUUCUGAAAAGAUUUUUUUUUUUUUUUUGUGGGCUUCUGGGACUGCUAUUAGAUAAAACAUAGUAGAACUAGAACAGAUUUUGAACAGGGUGACAAGGAUGAUCAAGGAUUUUAAGCAUAGGAAAAAAAAAAAGAUUAAAUUGACUCAGAUGCUCCAGCAUAGAAAAGGGGCAGUGACAGGAAAACACAAGCAGUACAAACAAUUCUAAGCAUCACAGAAAAAAUGUAGGGCAAAAUUAUUAUUUCUCAAAAUGCGGGAAUGAGAAGAGAUUAAAUGAAAUUAGGAGGCAGAAGGAUUAAAACAGACAGGAGGAAUGGGUUUUUUUUCAUGCAGAUUCUAGUUGAACAGUACAACUCAUUGACAUGGGAUACUGUGAAGGCCAGAAGUAUAAAACAGUACAAAAACAAUAAGAAAAACCUGUGGAAGAAAUGUCCAUCAAGAACAAUCAGACAAAAGCAUGAGGAAUCAACAGCUGGCUCAGGAAAUCCACCAGCCACACACUGCUGGAAACUGGGCAUGUGUGCUGGGGAAAAAUGUCACUGUUUGCCUUGCUCUUAUGCUUCUUUCCCAGAGAUAUGCUGUUGGUGAUUGCCAGAAAUUUGAUGAGCUUUUGGAUUUUUGGUCUGACCCAAUACAGCAAUUUUUACAAACUUAAGUACUCAGUGACUCCCUUUGGCUCUCUCCUUCAUUGCUAUAGUUAUGAUUACUUUCUGAAGUUUUCCAGUGUAACCUCACCUUCAAAAGUACAUUUUGUCAAAACUGUUGAAUUUUCUAAUUCUUCCCAGAUCCAUUUUCUCAAGUUAUCUGUUGGUCUUUUGUCUCCACAAAUUCACUAAUUUUGUCAUACUGAGGACUGAUCUAUAUUUCUUGAUUCAAGCUUUCAGGUGUAAUGAGACUUCCUCUUCACAUGUGUUCUUUCUUAAAUCUAAUCAAAAUAAAAUGAAUACUUUUUGUGAGAGAAAUGGGGAAAAUAUACUUAGUGAUAUUCCUGCCAAUAUUAAACAAUCAAACUGCAGUAAUGAGUAAGCAUGUUAUGAAUACCAAGUAAGGCUAAAGCAAUGAUUAAAAUAAACAGAAAACUCCUUUCAGCAAGUUGAGGGCCAUAUUUGAUGCAAUGCAUUAUUUUAACUAGCCAGCAGAAAUGUGAGUAUGAGUAAGAUGCAAGACCUAAAAACAAAACAAUAAGUCAGUGUUCAGACUUACAGAAGAAGGAAGUAUGAGCAACUUAAAAAGCAACUGAGGGGUAAAUAGAGAAAAUAAUAAAUGCAAAUAAAUCACAGCUGCAGAGGGAAUUACAGAAAGUUAAAUGUUUGAUGAUGUGAAAUCUAAGUAGUUUAAUUUUAAGUGUUAAUUAUUUCAAGUGCCUUUUACAGCAUGCUGAGUCUAGUGAAACAGUAUGAAUCACUGUCUAGCCUUAAAUAUGAACCAUAAUGCAGUUCAUGUCAGUGAUGGUGCCUGUUUUCUCAUAUAAUUUUGUACUAAAGCAGUCUUCAGGCAUUAUUUAAGGGCUUUAAGCUGCUUCCCCUAAUUUCUGCUUUGCCUUUAUAUAGCAUAAUAGUCCUUCUUUCACAACUGUCUUCAUGUCUGAUUUUUAAACAUGAAGAAGUGCUGUUACUCAAUCCCCUAACUGAGUGAGCUGUCUUUAUACAAAUAUUAAUAUCUCUGGUUUGUUACAGCUGUUUUUAAUAGUUUGCUCUCACAACAGAUUAAUGCUACACAUCAAGCUGCAGCAACAUUUAAUGAGAAGCUCUGCUCCAAAUAUUGACCGCCACAGUUAAGGGAUUUUGCCAUCCUGCUGUACUUCCUGGUAAACUCAGAAAGGAUGAGAGCCCUGAAGUUGCCAGGUUUUUUCUUCCUCCCCAUACCAUGAUUCAGUAGGCAGUCACUGAUGAUGUGCUGAAGGAAUGGUGCCAGUCCUUCAGACAGAUUCGUUUGGUUUUCUCCCUGUUUCUUGAUUUAUUUGCUCCAACAGAAUAAUGUACUUCCCAGUCCACAUUGUUUAUGUACCAACAUACCAUAGGUGAAAGGAUUCCUGGUGCAUAUACCCCAGGCUUUCUUAAGGGUGAAUUAGGAAAUCCAGUUUACAUUACAAUAAACAAUUACACAUGAACAAGACCUUCGUUCCUUAUAUUCCUGUAGCCUUCAAAGCUUUUUAGAAAAAUUUAAUCCCAGACACAAUUUGCGAGAAUCUCUAGGUCUCAAGAUACCAUUAGCUUUCACUAGUGGUUAAGUAGAACUAAGUGACAAGUUCAAAUUAAUAUUGUUUUUAAAAGCAGUGCUUUCAUGCGAAUAUGCCCCCUAACUCUCAAACAGAAAGGAAGUGUCAGGAACUUUACUUGUCCAGCUGCUUAUAUAAAUCGUAAUAAGAUGUCUGUCUAUACCAUCAGAAGCCUAAAUAUUUCCAAAAAAAAGCCCAAAAGGCUACUAUAUUGCAAAAUUCUGUGGUAAGAAAAAAAGCUAUUAUUUGGGCAUGAAAUGCCACACAAGUUUAUGCCACUAUGUAAAUAAUGAUGGUAAAAUAUGGUCUCGGUAUUAUCUUAGAAGCCACGAGGUGGCAGUGUCAUGGCUUUCUUAAUGUUGCAAACUGAAACAUCAACUUCCUUUUAAAGUAUUUAGAAGUCUUUCUUUAUGAUGUUUAUCACCUCAAUUUAAAAAUAAAAAUGAGGAAACACUGAGAUAUCUGCUUUAUUCCUGAAGUCUGACAAUGACUGAAAAAGUAUUGUUAUAAGAAAAGGCAGAAAUUGUUUUGUAAAGAUGAGGAGCCAUGCUUCUCUGAGGCAUCUGUCAUCUUACUGUCUGUUCAGUACGAGGAGGUCUAAGAAGGCUUGUGAAGGAUGCUGAAUUCAGAGAUGAUCAUAUACUGCCCAGAAGUUCUGACUCAUCAUCCUGAAAUCAGCUCUUCUCCAAAAUCUACUUUCAUUUAAAGUAGUAAAAAUAAAAUAAAAAAGUGGCAGUUUCUCCCUACUUCAGUUUUAUUUCAAAAGCCUUAUUCCUCCCUGACUCUGUUACUUAACUAACCUAUUAAAUGUUUGGCCAACAGUAAUUGAUAUCAGAUCUCUUUCAUGAAAAGAUCCUUACUGGGAAAGUGGAAUACAAGAUAUGACCAUGAAAAUGUUCAUGAAAAAUCCAUCUGCAUUAUAUGUCUUCAAAUUUUAAGAAUGCAGAACUACUAAGAACAUCAAAAGUGAGAGAUACUGUUGUCCUAUUCUAGUCUUCCCAAGCGUUAAAAGGAAAUACAAGAUCCCUACUGUAAAUAAGGAAAAGGUCAUGCAGAAUUUAGCAAGCGGUUUCCAUUGAAUUCCCUGGCUGUCGUUUUGUCUGCACCCACUGAAGGGCAACACACAGGCAGAGGUUUUCUCUGUCCCAGGGGUUGGAGUUGUGGCCAUCAUUCCCAUUGUUGACUUUGUGCCAAGGUUGAGUUGUGUGGCCCAAGCACAGUCACCAUCACGUUGAAAAGAUUAGUGCAAUUGCAUAGAUCACAUCUGUCAGGAUCUGUCAGACUCCCAGGAGGAUGAUUAAUUAAAGCAAUCUUACUCAAACACAAUAUAUCAACUCCAAAUUACUGUACAUGCAGUGUGAGCUUUCUUUGCUUAUUCUAGCAACCCUUCAAUAAAUGCCGGGGAUGCGAGGCUAUGUAUACACAAAUGGAGUUGUCCUCAGCAAAGCUGGCACUGCAAUUUUCCUAGCCCAUUCUCCGACAGUGAUUGCACCUUCAGCAAUCUUGACCUCUCAGCUACUUUCAAAAUGGCCAGUUAGGCUCCAUGGUAGCUGCAACCCUCUUCUGGAAAAUGCACUUUUGUUUCGCUUCUCUGAUUCUACUUCCUCCUCCUCCUCUUUUGACCACUCCACAGUGUGACUUUCUCCUCUUUCUUCUUCCAGCUCUCCACAUGGAUCUGCCUCUUAUUCCCCUUCUCUGCUCCCUCUCUCGGAGUAAUCUCACCCACAAAUAAAAGCUCAGCUACCAUCUCAGCUAUCUUGCUAUUCCAGACUUCUUGGGUAGAGUUCGGCUCAGUAAUUAAGAUACCUAAAUGUAAGCACCUUCUGCAUGUGAGUUGAGUGCUCAGUUCACAUUGUAUGAAGACGUGAUUAAUACUGCCAGUCAGUACUAGAAACAUGAGGACAUCUAAAAUGAUGAAUACCACCCCUUCUGUCCAAAGUAACAUUUGAUUUUCUUCUGUCAACAUCUCCCCUCAGCAGCAGUUCAAGUUAAACCUGAUUAAGAUGCAGCUUUCAGCCUUCCUCAAUGCUUUCUCAGCUGUUUCUUGUUGCAAGCACAAGGAGCACCACCAUCACAUGCCUCUCCCUUAAGUAGUCUACAUAAGGGUCAUCAUCACUUCAGAGCUGUCUCUAGAUGCGCAUACCUGGUGCGUCUCUGAGUUGCAGAUUCAGUCUGAGUAAGAUCUCUGUAGCCUUUCAAAUUUAUCCAUACAUGUAUUCAAAGCAAUGGCUUCUAGCUCUAAAUUGGGCAGGAGCAGCAGGACAGGUAGAACCAGCACUGAAUCUCUGUAAAAGGCAUGGAGACUACUUCCCAUCGAAAAAUUACAGAUGCGUGUAGUUUACACUCAAGCCAGUGAGAAAAUAUCAAGGUUUAAUUAGGAAGCCCUUUACUGGAAGCUUUCUAACCAAAAAAUGGUAAUCUGUUCCACAUAAAGGUAAAUACUAAUCAGGUUAUUGGAACCACCAGGAUAUGAACAGCAAAAGCAAAACAGUAUAAUCCGUAAGCCAGAAUCUCUGUUAUCUCUUAGAGGUGAUUUAAGAGCUAUCUCCAAAUCUACUGUCGUAGAAGUAGAUCCAAGUGUCUCUCAAGGAGGUCCACAUAUAUUUCACUAGCCCUGCCUUUGAUAAAACUUGCAAACUGAGAAGAAUCAGAAGUGGUGAAAUUACUCCUGUAUAUUUCCUUGCACUUUUAUUCUUAAACAACAGACAAAACUCUACAGUGAGAUCUAAAGUGACCUGUCAUGCCAAGAAAAUACGCCAGCAGUCUUGAGCCAGAUUGGAGGAAUGUAGGUGCUCUAUUAGGCUUGUUUUUCAUAUGUCUAUGGGUUUUGUCUGCUUUUUCCUCUGAAAAAAACCGAACUGCUUCAAAAUCCCUAGGAAAUCACUGGAGAUAAAGAAACUUUGCAGGAGUUAUUUCCAGUGAGACUUGCUCUAAAUUAUUGGUUUUGAAACUUCCAUCUCUUGCACUUGCCUAGGUGCAUCCCUCCUAGUGUACAGGCAAACGGGCUGGUUUCUUCUCAUCUGACUACCAGUUCUGAACUGGGAUACCCAGAUUAGAUGCAUUAGCUGCCUGAUAUUUUGUAUGUAGUAAAUGAAGAAAAAUAAGGUGAUUUUAGAUGAACUGAAUUACAUUCUCAGAUGUUUUUCCCUGCCCUGCCAUGUCCUACAAAAGGAAGUGAGGCUGAUAAGAUUCCCAGCCUAGGCAUCUCAGUAUGUUCUUGGAGUCAAGUGAGGCGGCUCUUGCUCAGGUGACCGAAUGCCGAAUGGCACCAGGAGAGGCUGGGGAGCGGAGGCUAACGCACAGCACUCGGGGGAGCCGCUCCUCGCAGGGUCAGCGCAUGUUGGCCAGAGGGCGGUGGAGACGGGAAGCAGCCUUUCCUUUUCAUGUCCAGCCGCACCUCCACCCCAGCCAUUCACCCUGACAUGUUUGCACUGGGAUUAGGCCUCUUCCCUGAUUAAUGCUGAUAGGAUGUGUGAGAUGAGACUCUUUGCAGUUUUCUGAGAUAAAUAGCGUUAAUAAUUAGUAUGUCAUUAUCAUCAUUAAAGAGCGCUAGCACAUACCAACAAAACAUUUGCAAUACUUUUUAGCUCUGAGAAAAGCAGUAAUAACGCCUUUAACGCCUUUAAGAUUUAAAAGAUCUAAGCUUGUGCUUUCAGUGAAAAUUCAAAACAUCUAAACUGAGGAGAAUUUUUAUGAGUUACUUUCAGUGCAACUUCUGAGGGUUUCACAGAAUCGAUGGUUUAUUUCUCUGCGAGCUGAGGUGCCAGGCUGAGGUGACUUCGAUGCUUCGAGCGGCAGCUGAGCGGACAGGCUGACUUGGCUGAGAUGACUGAGGUGACCCAGCUGCAUCUGGUGGCCAGAGUCACGGAGGCAGCAUUCAAGUAGUCUUGGAAUUUGCCCUGAUCUUAUACAUACAAAGGUGAUGGAUUGCUGGACACGUCCAUUUGUGGGAAAGGGAUGAUUCCUGCCACCUUCAUGUGAAAUUCAGAAAGACCUGAACAACAAUAGCUAUCUUUUUUCCUGGAUAACUAUGGCACCCUUUCUCAGAGGAGGAGCUCUGAAUGCAGAGCAUGCUCACGGGAGCUGGGAAAGAUGAGAGCCAGACAGGAGAUUAAAUCUAUGACAAUGAAGCCUGUUACUGCAUAUCCUUCUGGGAUUAUCAUAUUCCUAUUUGCGUUGCUGCAGAGGAGCCAUGGACAAUGCAAAGAAGCAGCUAAAAAAUCAGAGAUGAAUCUGAGUGUAAAAUAUGAUCUUCCUAGCUUCAUCACAGAAACACCAAUUCAGAAUGUAGUUUUAUACAAGCAGCAUGUUUAUAUUGGAGCAGUCAACAAAAUUUACGUAUUAAAUGAGGCUCUUCAGAACAUUUCUGUGUACAAGACUGGGCCCGUUUUGGAGAACCCUGACUGUGCACCAUGCGAAGAUUGCAAAGAUAAAGCCAAUUUAUCUAACAGUGUAUGGAAGGAUAAUGUCAACAUGGCGCUGCUCUUAGAAACCUAUUAUGAUGAUCAGCUCAUCAGCUGUGGUAGUGUGUCUGGAGGCAUUUGUCACCGUCACGUCAUCCAUCCUGACAGCUCUGCUAAUAUAGAAAGCGAGGUGCACUGCAUGUAUUCAACUCACACGGAUGGAGAAGCAGAUAACUGUCCUGACUGUGUUGUAAGCACUUUAGGAACCAAAGUUUUGGUGACAGAAAAGGACAGGUUUGUCAACUUCUUUGUUGGAAAUACUGUGACAUCUGCAUUUCAACCACCAUAUGUACUGCAUUCAAUAUCUGUUAGAAGGUUAAAAGAAACACAGGAUGGUUUUGAAUUUCUCACAGAUCAGUCUUACAUAGAUAUCCUCCCUCAGUUCCGUGAUUCUUAUCCCAUUAGAUAUGUCCAUGCCUUUGAAAAUAAUCACUUUGUCUAUUUUCUGACUGUCCAGAGAGAAUCUCUCGACUCCCAAACUUUUCACACCAGAAUUAUCCGGUUCUGCACUUCAGAUUCAGGGAUGCGUUCUUACAUGGAAAUGCCUCUUGAAUGUAUUUUUACUGAAAAGCGGAGGAAGAGGUCCAUUCGAAAGGAGGUCUUCAAUAUCUUGCAAGCUGCCUACGUAAGCAAGCCAGGUGCAGCCCUAGCUCACGAAAUGGGCCUUGGGUUGAAUGAUGAUGUUCUGUACGGCAUUUUUGCACAAAGUAAACCAGAUUCUUCAGAACCAACAAACAGGUCUGCUGUCUGUGCUGUCUCUGUGCGAACCAUCAAUGAAUUCUUCAACAAGAUUGUCGACAAGCACAACAUGAAAUGUCUUCAGCACUUUUAUGGAAAAGAUAGCAAAUACUGCUUGAACAGGGCUUUUUCAAGAAAUGCUUCAUACUGCAGAGCACAAGAUGAUGAAUAUCGCUUAGAAGUUACAACUCCUUUGCAGAGGGUCGACUUGUUUAUGGGCCAGUUCAACAAUGUCCUGUUAACUUCAAUAUCUGUCUUCACCAAAGGGAACCUUACCAUUGCUAAUCUGGGAACAUCGGAGGGCCGUUUCAUGCAGAUAGUGAUUUCCCGUUCAGAAUCCACAGCUCCACAUGUCAGUUUUCAGCUAGACUCCCACCCCGUCUCUCCCCAGGUUGUUGUCGAGCAUUCAUUAGUAGCAGAUGGCUAUACCCUGGUAGUGACUGGAAAAAAGAUAACUAAGAUCCCAUUGAACGGACCGGGCUGUGAGCAUUUCAAGUCCUGCAGCCAGUGCCUUCUGGCACCUCCCUUCAUGCAGUGUGGCUGGUGCAGCAAGCGGUGUGCCAGGUCUCAAGAGUGUGUUGAAGGGACAUGGACCCAGGAGACAUGUUUGCCUAGAGUUUAUGAGAUUCUCCCAAGCAGCGCUCCAUUAGAAGGUGGGACAAAACUGACAGUGUGUGGAUGGGACUUUGGAUUCAGCAAAAAUAAUAGAUUUGAAUUAAAAAAUACAGUAGUCCAUAUUGGAGGACAAACUUGUGCCCUGGAAGCAAAAUCUAGCAACAAAAACAAGCUGGAAUGCACAGUUCCUGCUGCAAAAAACACAACUUUUAAUAUAUCCAGUAGCAUUUCUGUUGGACAUGGCAAAACAUUAUUCAAUACCUUUUCUUACGUGAAUCCUAUAAUAACAAGUAUUUCUCCCACCUAUGGCCCCAAGUCUGGUGGAACAUUACUAACUUUAGCUGGAAAAUACCUGAACAGUGGAAAAUCUCGAAGGAUUUUUGUGGGUGAGAAACCAUGCAUCUUGAAAAGUGUGUCGGCAAGCACUGUGGAGUGCUACACUCCGGCACAGCGCAUCCCGCAGGAAUAUCGCGUCCGGGUGGGCAUCGAUGAAGCCAUUCGAGACGCAAAAGGUCAUUUCACAUACAGAGAAGACCCUGUUGUUUUAAAAAUCCACCCAGCCAAAUCUUUUCUUAGUGGCGGAAGUACAAUCACAGCUCAGGGAAUCAACUUGAAUUCAGUGUGCUUUCCUCAGAUGGUGAUUACUGUACCUAAACUGGGAAUGAACUUCUCUGUGGCAUGUAGCCACCGCUCUAACUCAGAGAUAAUCUGCUGUACAACUCCUUCACUGAAGGCCUUCAAUCUCCAUCCACCCUUUGUAACCAAAGUGUUCUUUAUUUUUGAUGGUGUAAGCUCCUUGUACUUUGAUUUUGAUUAUGUAAAUAAUCCUGUAUUUAAGCAUUUUGAAAAGCCAAUGUUAAUCUCAAGAGGCAACCAAAACGUUCUGGAAAUUAAGGGAAAUUAUAUUGAUUCAGAAGCUGUUAAAGGAGAGGUGCUAAAAGUUGGAAAUAAAAGCUGUGAAAACCUCCUCUUGCAGUCAGAAUCAAUUCUGUGUACGGUUCCAAGCGAUCUGCUGAAAUCCAACAGUGAGCUAAAUAUAGAGUGGAAGCAAGAGGUUUUGUCAACAGUUAUUGGAAAAGUGCUGAUCCGGCAAGAUCAGCAUUUCACAGGACUGAUUGCUGGAGCUGUUUCAACAUCAAUUUUAAUGUUGAUCUGUUUGGUGGUUUUCUUCUGGAGGAGGAAGAAGAAGCAAAUUAAAGAUCUGGGAAGUGAUCUAGUGCACUAUGAUGGCAGAGUACACACUCCUCAUCUGGACAGGCUGGUGAGUGCCAGGAGUGUAAGUCCAACGACGGAAAUGGUUUCAAGUGAAUCCGUAGACUACAGAUCAACUUUUCUAGAAGACCAGUUUCCUAGCAUGUCUCAGAACGGCUCGUGCAGACCGGCGCAGUAUCCUCAUUCUGACCUCUCCCCGAUCCUGUCCAGUGGGGACUCAGAUUUAGCCAGUCCACUGCUCCAAACUAAUGUCCACAUUGAUAUCAGUGCCUUAAAUCCAGACCUGGUCAAGGAAGUCCAGCAUGUGGUUAUUGGUGCUGACAGCCUGAUCGUGCACUUCAGUGAAGUAAUAGGACGAGGACAUUUUGGGUGUGUGUACCAUGGGACACUGCUGGAUAACGAUGGCAGGAAAAUUCAUUGUGCUGUGAAGUCACUGAAUAGGAUUACAGACCUGGAGGAAGUAGCUCAGUUUCUGAAAGAAGGAAUAAUCAUGAAAGAUUUCACUCAUCCCAAUGUCCUGUCGCUCCUGGGAAUCUGCUUGCCCAAUGAAGGAUCCCCCUUAGUCGUCCUUCCAUACAUGAAACAUGGUGAUCUUCGAAACUUCAUUAGGAAUGAGACACAUAACCCAACAGUAAAAGAUUUAAUUGGAUUUGGCCUUCAAGUCGCAAAAGGGAUGAAAUACCUUGCAAGCAAAAAGUUUGUCCACAGAGACUUGGCAGCAAGAAACUGUAUGUUGGAUGAAAAAUUCACUGUCAAGGUUGCUGAUUUUGGUCUUGCUAGAGAUGUCUAUGAUAAAGAAUACUACAGUGUGCACAAUAAAACAGGAGCUAAACUACCAGUGAAAUGGAUGGCUUUAGAAAGUUUACAAACUCAGAAGUUCACAACAAAGUCAGAUGUGUGGUCCUUUGGUGUGUUGUUAUGGGAACUUAUGACAAGAGGGGCACCACCUUAUCCCGAUGUAAAUUCUUUUGAUAUAACUGUUUACUUAUUACAAGGAAGAAGGCUACUACAACCUGAAUACUGCCCUGACCCACUGUACGAAGUCAUGCUGAAGUGCUGGCAUCCAAAACCUGAGAUGCGCCCAGCAUUUUCUGAACUUGUUUCAAAAAUAUCAACAAUCUUCUCCACUUUUGUUGGGGAACACUACGUUCAUGUCAAUGCUACUUAUGUCAACGUGAAGUGCAUUGCUCCCUAUCCUUCUCUUUUAUCAUCACAAGACAACACAGACGUGAAUGUAGACACAUGACCGGUAUGUCUAAAAUAAAGGAAAGUCCAUUCUUAGUAGUAUGAACAAAAAGCAAAACAUUUUGUCCACUACUUUUCACUGCCCAGUCUUUGUGAGAACACUGUUGCACAUGUUUAUGUUGUUGCCCAAGUUGCACUAGUACGAGGACAUGAUAUUGUGUUGUUUAAGUCUAUUGGAUUCUAUAAACCAUCACAGUAAUUUCCAACUAUUUGGACAACUGCAUCACUUUACCAAGUGGAAAUCCCUGUGUGCUACCAUCCAGUGCUAGUUCCCACAGUUCUCAUUAAUAUGUGCUCAGACCCAAGCACAGGGAUUCGUCAUUAAUGCCAUGAAGGAAAAUGUAAAAUAUCAACCACUAAGGCUGGAAGGACUAUUACUGUUGCAUGUACUUUAGGAUAAUGAGCAGUGCAGACAGAAAUGGUUUUCACACAAAAGGCUAAGACAAACAAUGAGAGUUUCAAGACUGCAAAAUAUAUUUUUCUCCUGCACAGUCCAAAAUCUGGCUUUGUUUUUUUUGCACUAUAUCAACAAGAUCUCUUGGAAGACAGGCAGCCAAGAGAGCCAGCCUCAUGGCAAAUGUCUUAAACUACAGAAGUCAACAUUAAAAAAUGGCAUGCAAUAAAAUAGGCAUGUCACCCAUGCCAAUCAUCUGGUGUAGUCAGACGGUACAUAGCAUAAAGGGAAAGCACCUAGCUUAAAGCAUUCCUAGUGCCAGCUUUAUUCCAACAUUCAACCACUUAUUUUAGUAACACCCUGUAUUGACAGCUCUCUUACUGAAAAAUGUGAGGCCUCCAUUUCUUUCAGUAAUGAAUUAACCACUCUCUGAGAAUGAAAACUUGAAGGCAUCCAUAUUAAAUGCCAGGCUAAACCCCGGGGAUAUAGUAGUACAGGCACCAUCAUUCUAGAAAGAGGAGAAAGGCAGGCUGGCAGCCCUCGGAGCUACUGUCUGGUGAGUCAUGCAAUGACUAGCUGAAGCUCUGCCACCUACCCUCCAGGAGAGCUGCCGCCAAAGGCAAGGAAAGACUUGAGGUGCCACAGCCAGCCCUGACCUAAAAAGACUGUGCCAUAGCAGGGAUGCUGGUAAUUUUUCAUGCCAGCCCUAAAGACCUAGGAAGAGUGAUCAAAAGAAGAAACAGUUUUAGGCCCCCUAGCCUCUCCUUGCAUGAUACAAUCCAGUGAAUUUUGACAUCCAUUUUUACUUCUAAAAAAACAAUGUUGAAAAGAGAGAGUAAAUAAAACUUUCAUUCAUUAGGGAAGAGUACCGUAGCUUUAGGGCAAGCAGCACAUGUCAUUUCUGUUCCUGUGGAAUUCUGUGCAUACUACUGUAUAGCUCAUUUAGUAUAGGAUAGAACUGGGUUUGUUGGUGUAAACACAUAAAGUAUUCUAUUUUUGUAUUAAAAAAAGUUUAUUUUUAAUGACAUUUACAAGGUUUGGUUAGGCCACAAAAAUACUGCACUGUGAACAUUUCAGAAAAUGUAUGUCAACAUACAUGAUUCAUAAAUUGUAGCAACCUUAAAAAAAUACUGUGUAAAUAUUAAAAAGGAAAAGAACCAACUGCAAACACACUCCAUCCUAAGUAUAAUAUCUCCGUUGCUGGAAGCCAACCAUUUUAACAUAUUCAAAGAGAGCUAGUGCAGAUAAAGAACAGAUAUAAGGGAGAUUUAUUGUUCUUAGGAGACAGUGUUAGAACUGCAAGAUUUAUAAUGAGGGCAGAGUGUGUAGGCAAACUACGAGCAGAUAAUACUGUAUUGUAUUUCAUCACCACUUUCAUUUCAGAAACAAACUUUCAUGUCUGCUGAGAGCAAUACUAAUUGUAGAUUGCUCAAGGACAAAAGGCUUUGCUGCAGGCAAAAAAAUCAUCUCUAUGGUUGUUAAAACAGCUAAGGAAGUUUAUGACACACAGAUUUGGAGAAGAUACUCCAAACUUGUACAUACAUGCUUGAGGAGCGCUGCAAUGUGAAACAGAGGACAUUUUUACUAUUUAUGAACUUUUACUUAAUAAAGUUAAUGUUGUGUCUGGGACACCUGUAAGAAUACGUGAUUCUGGUAAAGAUUUGAUGUUAGUAAGUUCACAUAUCUGCAAAAGAGCUGAACGGUACUUAUGUUUAUAGUUGUUGUUAUGACCUAAUAAACAUAUUAAAAUGAAUUAUUGUAAUACUUCA